AGAUGCCUAGCCAAUGAGGGUGGGCCUGCUGGGUAUAAAUAGAGGCACUCUGUCAGCUUGACAGACAUUCAGCUAUUUUCUCAUUCCCAGAACCAAACAACAUGACUGGUCGUGGCAAAGGAGGUAAAGGACUCGGCAAAGGAGGCGCUAAGCGUCAUCGCAAAGUUUUGCGUGACAACAUCCAGGGUAUCACCAAACCAGCCAUCCGUCGUCUUGCUCGUCGUGGCGGUGUUAAACGUAUUUCUGGUCUCAUCUACGAGGAGACCCGUGGUGUUCUGAAGGUGUUCCUUGAAAACGUCAUUCGUGACGCUGUAACCUACACUGAACACGCCAAGAGGAAAACGGUGACGGCUAUGGAUGUCGUGUACGCUCUGAAACGCCAGGGUCGCACUCUGUACGGUUUCGGCGGCUAAACUUUCGACUCAUUGCUACUAAAUUAUCGGCCCUUUUCAGGGCCACCA
Daphnia magna is the source of this 461-nucleotide messenger RNA. RefSeq names its product histone H4. Gene Ontology annotation, cellular component: nucleosome. Gene Ontology annotation, biological process: nucleosome assembly. Gene Ontology annotation, molecular function: protein heterodimerization activity; structural constituent of chromatin; DNA binding. The transcript has a single exon. The record is from RefSeq and is a predicted model, not a curated record. Bases 102 to 413 code for a protein of 103 amino acids. NCBI's taxonomy places the organism in Eukaryota, Metazoa, Arthropoda, Branchiopoda, Diplostraca, Daphniidae.